AUCGAUAGGAACAGUACAAAACAUGAUGGUUAGCGACGAGAAAGGCAAUAUUCCAUUAUCUUUUAUUCCACAUAUAGAAGAAGUGGCUAGUACAGACUUAUCUCAUUGGCAACAUAUGAUUGCUGGUGCAGUUGCAGGUCUUACUGAAACAACCCUUAUGUUUCCUUUAGAUACCGUGAAAACUCGUCUACAGUCCAUCACAGUGAACACUCCCAACCAAGGACUCUUUUCUUGUGUCGCGGAGAUUCUACGAAAGGAAGGAUUUCUUAAGCUAUGGAGAGGUAUUGGAGCUGCCUCUAUGACAGCUGGUCCAGGACACGCAGUGUAUUUUGCAACAUAUGAAAUAGGAAAACAACUAUUUUCAAACAAUGUAAACGAAUACAAACCACUUGCCACUGCAGGAGCAGGUGCGUUAGCUGCUUUGGUUUCCGAUGGUGUUUUUAUUCCUUUUGAUGUUGUGAAACAAAGGAUGCAAUUGCAGAAGACUUCAACCAGUUUCUUUUCCGUAGUUUCUAGAGUUUAUACAGAAAGGGGUAUUGGGGCUUUCUUUGCUGGUUAUACUACUACGCUAGUGAUGGAAGUUCCUUAUACAGCUGUUCAUUUUGCGACGUAUGAAGGAGUCAAGCACUUUCUUUUACAUUACAGACAAGUUCCCGAACAUCAGUUUUCCAUUUCUAGUCAUUUGAUUGCUGGAGCUAUGGCUGGAACUGUAGCCAGUGGACUUACGAAUCCUUUAGAUGUCGUGAAAACUCGUCUCCAAACGCAAGGAGAAGUAACAUCAUCUUCAUACAAGAAUAUGUUGCAUGCGAUGACAAUCAUUUUCAAAGAGGAAGGAUUCAGAGGUUUUUUACGAGGUGUCGUUGCUCGGAUGCUAUUUCAUGCACCAUCCGCUUCCAUUUGUUUUACGGCUUACUCUGGAUGUAAGUUUUUAUUCGCAAGUUUUUCUUCUGCUAGGAAUGACUCUACCGUUCCAACUGUGUCAUCUUAAGAGGAGAAUGAAUGACCACCCAUGACG
Messenger RNA from Galdieria sulphuraria, 1015 nucleotides. Its product is annotated as mitochondrial carrier (BOU / S-adenosylmethionine carrier). Bases 23 to 988 code for a protein of 321 amino acids. Gene Ontology annotation, biological process: iron import into the mitochondrion. NCBI's taxonomy places the organism in Eukaryota, Rhodophyta, Bangiophyceae, Galdieriales, Galdieriaceae. Gene Ontology annotation, molecular function: ferrous iron transmembrane transporter activity. The transcript is spliced from 4 exons. The record is from RefSeq and is a predicted model, not a curated record. Gene Ontology annotation, cellular component: mitochondrial membrane.